This is a messenger RNA of Leptomonas pyrrhocoris, 1993 nucleotides long. RefSeq names its product putative splicing factor 3a. Gene Ontology annotation, cellular component: spliceosomal complex. The transcript has a single exon. NCBI's taxonomy places the organism in Eukaryota, Euglenozoa, Kinetoplastea, Trypanosomatida, Trypanosomatidae. The record is from RefSeq and is a predicted model, not a curated record. Gene Ontology annotation, molecular function: RNA binding. Gene Ontology annotation, biological process: mRNA splicing, via spliceosome. The coding region runs from base 50 to 1993 and encodes 647 amino acids.
AGGUACGUGUGCACAUCACAUUCUUUUUUUUUUUUUUUUGAGUUAAGUCAUGCAAACCAACGUGUUAGAGCGCGUGCGCGCACUAGAGGCGGACAUCGAGAAGUGUAUCGACUCUAUCGUUCAGCAGGAGCUUUUCGCGUCUGAUAUUACCAACGAGCGACACCGCAUCCUUAUAGACCACUUCGUCAUCCAGCAAGCCGAGGUCGUGAAGACCACCGCGGAGAAGCUGCUCGACGCGUAUUUGGACGAGGACGACAUCACCAAGGUACAGAACGCGCCGGCGGAAAGCGAAGACGACGUCGCCGCCGCUCUGAAGGAGUUUGAAGCGAAGCUGGCGGACAUCCGAGAGUACCACCACACCUACAACAACCUCCCACCCAUCAAGAAUGAGCUCAACACACCAAACCCGAAGAUGCUGAAUGACAUCUUCUCGUUGAAUGAGCGUUUUGGGGCCUGCCUGGACAUCGAUGCGCACUACACCCGCUAUAGCGCAUUUAUGGUGCGCACCAGGACGGUGGCGGAGUCCUGCGAGGGUGCGGACGUGGCCGAGGAGCUUCUCGCUGAGCUGGCGCCGCUCGCGCCGUCUUCCAUCCUCGCAUGGUCCCCGCUGUGGCCAGGCCGUUUAGACUUCUUCCGUUUUCCCAAAGCCCUUCCGCAGAUCCUGCUUCACGAGACCGAGUCGCACCGUAAGAUCGUCGGAUUCGAGCUGUACCGAGCGUUUGUAGACGGGCUGCUGGCCUACCUCGUCGACUUCCACGGCCGGGUAUACCCCUUCAAGAAGAGUGCACUGGAGCGUCUUCUGACAGAGGUCGAGGGCGACGGGGAGGAGUACUGGGCCGCGUUGUUGGCUGCGAAGGCGGAGGUGACGAGUGUGGCUGCUGCUGCUGCGUCUGCGUCCGCUGUCGGCGAUGAUGACGCAGACGCGAACGAGGAAGGAGAGAGGGUUGCGGAGGAAGAAGCAGCAGUGACCGCGGAAGAUGCGGCGGAGCGGAAGGCGGCGCAGCGUCGCAAGGCGGCGGCCCGCAUUGCGGUCGAGAACAAAGUCUCCUGUGGACUCACCAUUCCGCCAUCGCUGCGACGCCACGCGAAGAACUACAGCCUGUGGCCCAUUGCGAUGAUCGAGAAGCUGAUUCACACCCAAGGCGGCACGAAGAAAAGCGUGGAGGACUGUGACGACACGAAGGAAGCGGAUGCAGGCGAGAAGAGCAAAGCGAUGGUCAAGGCUGGCUACCCGACGAGCAUGGCGGAGGUGAAGGCGGUGUGCAUGACGGAGGCAAAGGCCGCCGCGCUGCUGCACUCACUGCUGUUCAACGCGUUCGAAAAUACCGACAAGGCACUGCUGCGGGACUACAGCCGCACCAUGGAGGAGCUGGAAAGCGAUCGCGCACAGGCGGAUGAUGAGUUCACGGCUUCUUUGGAGGAGUUGACGAAGAACUUGGCGAGCACGAUGGAGGGCACCGUGGCUCACGCCGCGCGGUACAACCUCCAGCUGGCCCUCAAGGACACGAAGGGCAGCAUCAUGAACUCUACCAAUCCUCGCUACGGAAGAGGCCGAGGCGGUCCUGCCGCUGCUGCCCCGGCAGAGGUAGCACCUGAGCCAGAGGAAGAAAAGGCGGAACUGCUCGGUGAGAACGGGGAACCGAUUCCCCGCUGGCUCGCACAACUGCACCAACUGGACAAAGUCUUCAAGUGCGACGUGUGCGGCGGCACCGUGUACAAAGGACCGAAGGUGUUUCGCGAGCACUUCGGCGCUGACCGGCACGCGGAGGGUCUGCGUAGACUCGGUGUGACACAGCACCUGAAAAGCUUCGAGGGCAUCACGUCGAUUCGAGAGGUGGUGGAGCUGCGCGACAGGCUGAGCGCGUCGGAGGGCGGCUUCCGCAAGCGUCUCCGCGAUAACAUGGAUCACGAGGAGAUACAAGACGGCCGCGGCCGUGUGCUGUCUGGAAAGGUGUACGAGCAUCGUCAGAACAGUCGUCGUGAUGGGCGGUGA